GGUACAACAACCGAUCUCUCGGUCUCUCCAUCUCAUCAUGGCUGGCGACCAACCGGCGGCAGCGAGGCUCCCAGGAAAUGCCAGGCCGGGCUCUCUCGUUGCGGUGGCGCUGAUUGUCCUGCUCUUCAACGGCAUGCUGUAAGCAUAUCCUGCAGUAUCGGCUGCGCAAUCGUCCGGUGUGGCAGACGGCGCCCAAGGAUACGCGGAUAGAUGCACCUCUUGGUGCAUCCACUCCGCCUGCUUGCUGCACCCUCUGCAUUUAAGAGUCCUGCCUGCGACCCUUGAUCUUUAGCCAGCUGCGCAGGCACGCUGACGCCUCGCAACCGCAUCCAGGCGACUCAUCAGGUCAUGGCCGCGAACGAGAGUACGGGCACCGACCACACCCUCCCUGUCUCAGAUCCGCCAUCAGGUGCAGGCUCUGGCGCAAACACAUCUGUGCCGGCGGCGACGACAACAGAGGCACCGGCCCUGCCGGUCAUCAUAAAGCAUCUCAAGGGCAAAGAAGCCGAAUGGAGCACCAUUACCCGCAAGGCUGGCCCUCUCGGCCUCCUCGAUCUGCCCGUCGACGUCCUAGGCCUCAUCGUCCGUGAGGUGCAAAGUCACAACGAUCUUACUUCUCUGGCACUGACCAACUCCACCCUGUACAACCUCGCCACUCCUCUGAUCUACUCGGAGUUUGACAUUGUGUGGCCGGAUGACUCGUCCAGUUCGGCAGCAUCGACUGGCGUUGAUGCUCUGACCUAUGGCCUUUCCACUCUAUGCCUUGGAAGCCGGUUUGCCCACAAAACAAGAUGGCUUCGCCGCACGUCCCUGGCACGUGUAGAGAGCUCGCACAGACUUGCGAGCAACCAAUAUGCAACAUAUGUCCGCAAGUUUUCACUCGGAAAUGGCAAGGAGACCGAGGUCGCUGAAUACUCCUUGGGUCAAGAUAGUGGCAAGAUGCUCGGCACGCUAGUGGCAUUGGCGGUGGCCAAGAUGAUCAACCUGGAGUCUUUUGUCUGGGACAUGCCUACGGGAGUGCCCUCGGAUGUCUUCAUGGGGCUCGCCUCUCUACAGGACCACUCCCCAGAAGGCCGGCACAAGCUCUCGAGGGUCUGGGUCCGCUGGCAAGGUGACGUGACUGUUCGACCAGCUUCCCCAUCGACAAUCUCUUCUGGCUAUGCCCUGCCAGUUCACAGCGAGCUUCUCGACUUUUUCAUGGGCGUGGCGCCGCAACCAUCCAGGAGCCCCAGUCCGCGCAACCUCCCUUUACCUCCACAUCUCCAGCCGAAAGAGCCAACCUCGAAACGAUACGCGGAAUGCAAAGUGGAAUAUCCCACGUUCAGCAUCUUACCGGCGCUGGAAAGCCUGUCAGUUCUCGAUAUAACAGAAAUGGCAUACCUAGACGAGCUUUCCGAGCUGGUGGAGCGCUCGAGGUCAAGCAUACGAGAACUUCGCAUAGGCCUCGCAUCGUCUGCGAAAUCGGGCGAGAUCAACUUGCUCUGCCACGGUGACAAGUUCAAGCAAAUAGAUCUGACCGCCACCUGGCCAGGAGAGAGCUCACUCGGGGACAAGAGGCUUGGAGGCGUGCUGGGAGUUGUAUUUGGCAGGAUCUUUGACCUCAAGACCAAUCAACUGUUGGGGUCGCCAGCGAUCCUGCACCAAGCGACCAAGUCCGAUGUGGCAGACUUGUCUUUGCAGGCAGCACAGGUGGGCAUCGUUACUCAAGCCCAGCACCACUUGCAUCCCGAUAGUCAACCAGUCGACAGUGGCGGACUAGAUCAAACAUUCCGAGGCCAGCAGGGCCAUAGAGAAGGGAAACUCACACUCGGCUUGAGAACACUCGAGCUUGAGAAGCUAGCUGUAUCCGUACAAAUAUGCCAGAACGCCAUCGACUGGUCUUGCUUGACGACGCUUACGAUACUGGACUGCACGCAGCACGAGUCUCUGUGGCGGAUGCUGCGCAAAGAGUUCCAGCUGGACCAACCGGCAGACCUGGCGUCCCACCCAGGCCAACGGUAUCCGCUUUCGCUCAAGCAUAUCCGUACUGACCAGGUUUCUGUAUCGCUCAUUACUUUCCUGAGAGAAACACUGGCACCAAAUAGUUUGGAGGGACUAUAUCUCCAAGCUCGACGAGCCUCUGGAACGCCAGCGGUCGGACUCACUCAGAUCAUGAAGGGCCCAGUCAGACGGCAUCAAGCAAGUCUUAGAAACCUUCGCCUUGACAGUGUCUUCUUCCGGGAGGGGCCGCGAGUCGAUCCAGUGUCCUCCGGUAUAGGCCGGUCGCAUUGGGCAUUCUCGAGUUCCUGGGUGACCUAUCUCACCAGCGGACGAAUGAGAAGUCUGAGAGAGCUUGCGAUAUCGUUCGACACCAGGGCAUGGCAUCCAUUUUUGCGAGGAUUACCAAACCUCCCUGAAUUGCGCACUCUGCAUGUACUAGGGCUUCCCAAUAGAACUGACCCAUCCAUACGGAGGGAGAUAGCGGUCCAGGUGGCGGACAUUCUCACCUUGCGGCCCGACUCGAAGCUCUCUCUACUUGGCAUCAAUGAUAUAUGCUUUGAGAUCAUGGAGGCACAUACAAGUAAGAAGACGCCACCUGACGUUGAUCUCAGCGGCCUUGUUGUGGCGAAUGGGGUGAUUGUGGACGAUCCAGGCACAGAUGUCGACUCGACGACGAGUAGCACCUCGGACAGCGACGCGCCCGCAGUGCCUCCGCCCCCUCCGCCGGUGGUGUUUGAGGUGGAUGAUGUCGUCCAGGAGAAUCCAGAAGAGUGGUCGUCUCAGCACUCGUCUGGACUCGACUCGGACACCGACUCUUGGCAGGGCAGUGAGGGCGUGCAGAAGACCCCGCAUCGAUGGUUGUACCUGCACCAGGUACCGUUCCGCGACGACAAGGUGGAUGUCUUUAGGGCACGGCAUGCUAGGCUGUAAUAAUAGACCAUGACGCUAAAUUGAAAUGCUGAGGUUCGUGGCGGUCAGGAGGUGGCCCCGGCUCGCCAUUCCGGUCUCUGCGACACAAAUCCAACAACAAAGACCUGUGGACCUGAGAGUUAUGCGGCACGUUGCGUAAGUGCGUGUCUUGUCCCUGGAGUCUUCUCGUUUGGGUAGUGAUGUGUUGGCCUAAACGUGAGAUGUGACGGCGGUUUGGCUGUUACUAGCAGAAAGCGAGGUUGUGCAUGCGGCAUCCUGGUCUGUCGGGCACCGGUUCGCAUAAGCCCCUGGAACUGGGCGCCAUGGCACUGCAAGGGGAAUGGUCAUAGCUCUCUCGUAGGAGUGAAUGCUGGUGGAGGGAAGUGGUGGUGGUGGUGGUGGUAGUGGUGAGUUGUGUGUUGUGUGUGUGGCCCGAGAGUGUGGGCCGCGUCCACUGUGCCGGGUUGAGGCUGGGUCCCACCAUGACAUUGUGAGCAACCUUGCUC
Molecule: messenger RNA, 3395 nt
Organism: Microdochium trichocladiopsis
Lineage: Eukaryota; Fungi; Ascomycota; Sordariomycetes; Xylariales; Microdochiaceae
Exons: 3
Coding region: 349-2910 (853 amino acids)
Source: RefSeq, a predicted model, not a curated record